AUGUCUGAUGAAGAGUUUGAUGAAAAAGUUGAUGAGGUGGGCAAAAGCGUUGAUAAGGCGUUAUUGGUGAAAUUAGUGAAUAAAUAUGCAGUUGUGUUAGACAAAUCUAAAUUACCUUCUGUGAUGGAAUCGAAAACUAAAGCCUUAACUUUAUUGACUGGAGAAUUUUGUAAAGUUACAGGAAAGAAAGAAGAAAAUCCUGUAUUCAGCAAAGUGCCCGGUGCCUUGUUGGUUGGUGUAAAGAGAAAAUCGGAAAUGGAAGCAGAAAAGAGCCAAAGUAAUAAUCCUACAACUCACACUGACUGUAAAUUGGAAAGUACAGCUUCAAAAGAUAAAGUUAAAAUUCAAAAAACAAAGGAUAUACUCAACAGUGUCGGUCUCCAUCAAAGGAAGCCGGUGAAAGCCGGUAGUGGGGACGAGCCAACCGUUGUCUUCACGCGGCACGCACGUGGUUCAGUUGUGGCUGAGACAGCGCAGUAUUUAGUCAUGGAGUGGACCAACGCGAAAGUGUGUGAACUUAUUGAGCUUUACCGUGAUCGUCCUGUUCUGUGGGACUGUCGUUUGAAAGAGUACAAAGACAGAAAUAAGAAACAAGAUGCUCUACAAGAAAUCGCAUGUACUUUUGGUGUUGAUCAACAAGUUGUAGAAAAGAAAAUUAAGAACCUAGUGUGUCAUUUUUUACGUGAAAUAAAGAGGGAGAGAGACUCAAGCAAGUCUGGUGCGGGAAAUUCUGAUAUGUACAAGAGUAAAUGGUUCUGCUUCAACAACAUGCUGUUUCUCAAGGAUAGAAAUACACCUAAAGAAACGACGGACACAAUCAAGCAGGGUAUCAACAACAAAAGACUGAAAGUUCGACGAAAUCCUGUACAAAGAGCCGCCUCGCGGCUAUACCAGGUAAAGGACGAGACUCAAAACGGCAGGACUAAAGAGUGCGUGGGCCCCGAAUUCGUCGUUAGAGCCUCUUUGCCCAGCAAGCAACUGUUAAUGUCAGAUGUGAAAGUAAACAACGGCAAAAUCGUUACGGUAAUUAUGCUUGAUGGACAAAAAUUGGACGUACUCUGUAAUUCAAGUUGUACGGCUGGACAAUUGUUCGAGCAAAUAAUCCAAAAAGAGCACAUAGAAGAAAACUUUAUGUUUGGUCUCUCCGCUCUUAUAUCCGGCGAUUUCGUUUUCCUGCCGUCGGAUACCAGAAUUUCUAAAGUAUUCCAAGAAGAAACACAACAGGGUACUACCGUUACGUUAUUUCUUAGAGUGAGAUUUUUCUUGCCGACCCUCCGCGGUUUUAGAGGAAACGAAGCUAAGCAUCUACUCUAUUUGCAGUUGAGAAGGUCCAUUAUAGAACACCAGCUACCUUGUUCGUUUAAGCAAAUCGUCGAACUCAACGGAUUGGCUUUGCAAGCAGAAUUUGGCAAUUACAAUGCAAAAAGUCAAGAUAUUUCUGAAAUCAAAUCUUUUAAUAGCAUAAAUCGAAUACUAGAUUUGUCGGCGGAUUUGGAAGCGACAUAUGCGGACUUUAAGGAUGCGGCGGUAUCUCAAACUGUAGACUUUCAACAUAAGGAUUCAGGCUGGUCGUUACUGGAAGUACUAUUUUUAGAAGUAAAUAUAAAUAAGUACUCUCCAUUAGGCGGCUGCUCGCACAUAAAGCUACCCAAGUUUAUUGAAACCAAGAAGGGCGUAGUUAAUGUGCAAAAUAAUGAUGCGUACUGCUUUGCUUGGGCCAUCACAUCGGCACUAUAUCCAGCGAGAGAGCAUGUUAGCGAAACGUCGUCGUAUCCACACUUCGAGAACGUGCUGAAUGUUGAGGGUAUUGAAUUUCCCAUGAAGCUUAAAGACAUUUCAAAAUUUGAAGACCUAAAUGAUAUAAGUGUUAAUGUUUAUGGUUUGGAACGUAGUUAUAAAAACGGUAAGGCGAAAUUUGAAAUAGUAGGCCCAUUACGAUAUUCCCGUAGAAGGUUAGGUCAUCAUAUAAAUUUACUACUAAUAACGGCUGAUUCGGGUAAUAGUCACUACUGUUGGAUUAAAAGUCUUUCCAGAUUAGUGUCGAGUCAAAUAACUAGAAAUGGUCAUAAAAAUGUUUUUUGUGAUGGCUGUUUACUUUAUUUUCGAUCUGAAAGCAUCCUAUUGCGGCACCAAUUGAGCGACUGUAAUCAUAUAUAUACCUGCACGCCAUCAGUAGAGCUAAAAAAAGACAAACGCGGUUAUUAUGUACCUGAAAAUAUACUCAAGUUUCAAAAUUAUGAUAAGCAGCUAAGGGUUCCAUUUGUAAUUUAUGCCGAUUUCGAAUCGAUCUUAAAACCUAUAGAUAUUUGCGAACCAGAUCCGGAAAAAAAAUUUACUAUCCCUACAUACCGACAUGAGCCAUAUUCUUUUGCAUAUUUAAUUAAAUGUUCAUUUGAUAAUUCAUUGACGAAAUUUGUAACUUUUACUGGUGACAAUGCCGGUAGCGAUUUCGUGAAACGGCUAGAAGACGAUGUUCUAACUAUUUAUAAUACGUAUUUAAAAGAUGUUGUUCCUUUGCACCAGUUAUCUAAUGAUGAAAUAGAUGAUUUUAAUACAUCGAGUAUAUGCUCUAUUUGCGAUGAGGCCUUUCAGGAUGGUGAUGUUAAAGUAAGAGAUCAUUGCCAUAUUACCGGUAAGAAAACACCUGGCGCCGCACACAGUAAUUGUAAUUUAAAUUAUAAAAUCCCGCAAUUUGUUCCAAUAUUUUUUCAUAAUUUGAGUGGGUACGAUAGUCAUUUAUUUAUUAAAGAAUUGUAUGGUGAAGGCGAGAGAGCCGAAGUUAUUGCUCAAAAUAAAGAAAAAUAUAUUUCGUUUACUAAACCGUUGUACACCCAUAGCUAUGUAGAUAGAGACGGUAUGAUGAGAAAAAAUUACAUAAAACUUAGAUUUUUAGAUAGUUACAGAUUUUUAGCUGAUUCCUUGGUUGGGUUGUCAGAAAAUUUACCAUCAGAAUUUUUCGUAGAAACAAGGAAAUGUUUUGCAGAAAAAGAAAAAUUCGAUUUAAUGAGGCAGAAAGGGAUGUUUCCAUAUAAUUUCAUGGAUAAUAUAAUGAAAUUAGAUCACCCCAAUUUACCUUCAAAACAGGAUUUUUAUGACAAGCUAAAUGAUCGCCAUAUAUCCGAUGAGGAUUAUGCGAGGGCUCAGAAAGUUUGGAAUAUGUUUUUAAUGUUAUGCGAUAUAUUUGAAAAUUUUAGGGAUGUAUCACUUAGGGCAUAUAAACUAGAUCCAGCGCAAUAUUAUACAUCUCCAGGUUUGUCAUGGGAUGCGAUGUUGCGCUACACCAGGGUAGAGUUGGAAUUGCUAACGGAUAUAGAUAUGAUUAAUUUCUUCAAAAAUAGUAUACGUGGCGGUAUCAGCCAAUGUGUGGAAAGAAAACAUAUUGCCAAUAAUCCAUUUUUAUCCGAAUAUAAUCCUUUCGAGCCAAAGUCUUCUAUACAUUAUAUUGAUGCGACAAAUCUCUAUGGGUAUAGCAUGAGUCAGCCCCUACCGACAGGAGAAUUUGCUUGGUUAUCGACUGAGGAAAUUAAUCAGCUCGACGUUAUGUCAGUUGAUGAUCUCGGGGAAUAUGGUUAUGUAUUAGAAGUUGAUGUAACAUAUCCGCAUCACCUCCAUGAUAAACAUGCCGAUUUACCAUUUUUAGUGGAGAAUAUAAUUCCACCCCAUUCAAAAACAGAAAUACCCAAACUGGUUCCCAAUUUGAAUCAUAAAGACAAAUACAUAUUACACUAUAGAAACUUUAAGCAAGCCAUAAAUAAUGGGCUAAUUGUAACUAAAAUUCAUCGAGCUCUCAAAUUUAAGCAAUCUCGCUGGCUGAAAAAAUAUAUAGAUCUCAAUACAAAUAUGAGAAACAGCGCUAAGGACACAUCAGAGAAAAAUCAUUUUAAGCGUAUGGUUAAUAGCGUGCACGGGAAAACUAUGGAAAAUGUGGAUGACAGAUGUGAUAUUUACCUUAAAACUCACUGGGCUAGUAAGAGAAAUUCCCCGGGGGCAAACAACUUAAUCGCUAGACCAAAUUUUAAGUCUUGUUCCAUAUUUUCACAACACUUUGUGGCUAUACAUAUGGGUAGAACUAAAAUAUGUUAUAACAAACCGCUGUACGUAGGUUUCACAGUGUUGGAAUUGUCAAAAGUAAGGAUGUAUGAUUUCUAUUACGGCACAUUAAAACAACAAUUAGGUGAUAAAAUUUCCUUACUUUAUACAGAUACCGAUAGUUUUGUGCUAAAAGUUAAUUCAAUAAAUUUUUAUGAAUUUAUGGAAAGAAAUAUUGAACAUUUCGACACAUCUAAUUAUAAAUCUGAUAAUAAAUUUAACUUACCAGUAACUAAACCAAUAUUGGGAAAUUUCAAAGAUGAGUAUCCAAAUCAGGCUAUCAGUAUAUUUUUAGGGACAGGCGCCAAGGCCUAUUAUAUUAGAUCAGAUGAGAAAGAAACCAAAACCGCUAAGGGCGUAAAAAAAUGCGUAAUACAAAACAGCUUAAACAUGACGGACUACCAAAAAAUUGUAGAAGGUGGGGGUAAGAUAUUUAGAAAAAUGAAUACAUUCAGGAGUAAGUUACACGAUAUAUAUACUGAAAUGAAAAAUAAAGUUGCAUUAUCUUACAACGAUGAGAAAAGGUUUAUAAUACCAAAUACCAUGAUGAAAGACAAUAACCACAAGGACAUAUGGCUGUAUAUAAGUGCCCAAGGCAUACAUUUGUACGACAGAGGCAAACUUACCAGUCAAUUCGGGCCGAAUGUAUACGAAAAAUUCGAAUGGAGACAUAUUCAAACUUUAUGUUACAGCAAACAAUAUUUGUGUAUUCUUCCGCAUAGUGGUUUCCAAUCCAAAACGAAAUUGAAAAAAUACAAAUUGAAAAUGGAUCAAAAGAAGAGUUACUUUACCUUUCGGCUCGCCUCCCUCCAUCACCAGUUUUUUCUACGUUUCCGGACGGAAUAUAUCUCUCCCCAAACCUUGUCCCAACAAUUCGGAAUUCCUUUGAAAGAUAUAAAAAAUGAAACGAAUUCAAUGUACAAAUUAGAUUCGUUAAUGAGCACGAAUUUAAACACCAUGAACAUAAAUGGUACCGUGAACGCGGAAACUGAAUUUAAAAUAGAAUUCAGAACUUCAUCUAGAUUGAGUAGACAAUACGAGUACGAAAAUAACCUGAAAAAAGCGAAAAGUAUCGGCGAUUUUAACGAGACCGUAAACGAAACGGAUCAAAACAAAGAGAACGAAUGUUCCGGACCGAGAUAUAAUUACGGAUUGGUUCUGGAGAGCAAACAUCUUUCUGGACUCAAUGUAAAUAAUCCGGCGGAUAAACGUAGGGGAGUUAAAAUGGGAACUAGGGCUUUCGUGAAUAAUAAUUGCAAAACUGGUCUGUCGAGGUCAAUGGAGGCGGUGAAUGCGAUUAAAAAAUUGAACAAUCUGUCCGUUGUCGAAGAGCGAAUACUCAUCAACGUUACAAUCGCUAGAGACGAAAAAGGCAGCUUCGGUCUUCAAAUAACAGAAGGUUCUGACGGCCACGUUUACAUACAAUCGGUAAUUGACAACGGACCUGCGUAUCUCACGAGAAAUUUCAUCAGAGGCGAUCAAGUGAUCGCCGUAAACGGGAAAUCUUUGCUGGAGUUGAAGUAUAAUCAAGCGUUAAACGUUCUAAAGAAUUCCGGCAAUGAAGUUGAAUUUUUAUUAGCCCGAUUAACUCCGAACAGUAAAUGCCGGCUGAAUGUAAAAGAGAUCAAAAAUAAAAGUAAUUGCGACAGUCCUGUAGAAAAGCAUAUAACCGAAAACUGUAGAGAUAUUUCCAACGUUAACAAAUAUGGAAUCGCGGAAGUGCCGUAUCAUAAACAUAUUAGAUAUGAAAUUGAAACCGGUGUAUCGAAUAAGAAAUAUCCAUUUAAUCGGACUCUAUCGAAAUCUUGCACUCAUUUAGAUUCGAAUAAUAGAGAUAAAGCUGUAGUGGUCGAACUGAUUCCUAAAGAAAAUGUAGACUUGAAACUUUUAGAAGACACGGACGAACAAAAACUACCUAUCGCGGUUCCCCGCAGCUUGGGACUCAGUAGACGUUGGAGGGGACCAGUCAAGUAUCCGGUAACACCAAUUAAAAAAAUUAAUACGCAGUUAUGUGAUAGUACAUUCUUAUCUACAUCUGAUGAAGAACAAAUUUUUAUAUAA
Molecule: messenger RNA, 6150 nt
Organism: Psylliodes chrysocephalus
Lineage: Eukaryota; Metazoa; Arthropoda; Insecta; Coleoptera; Chrysomelidae
Source: the annotation of a GenBank genome assembly